UCGUGACGUCUUCAAUGGCUGCCGCCGUACUGUCUACAUACGUAACGGAGCGCGGUAGACACACGAGCCGCGUUCCGUGGUGGUUCACGACGUAGUGUUUACUGUUUCUCGGUAGAAUUAUUCGCCAAACUGUUGCGCGACGUGCAAACCAUGGGCUCGAAGAAACAUAAAAAGCACAAGCGCGAGAGGCACGAAGAAGGGCCCUAUACAACCACGGACAAACCCCGUACUUUGAAACUUAUUCUAAAAGUAGGGGGUAGCAGUGGUACACCUGAAUACGGCAACGAGUCUCCAAGCCAGGCAACAAUGCUGUCUCAACAUUUGGGUGUCUACCAACAACAGUUGGGUCUGAACUGUUCUGUAACACAGGAAUCUGAAUACGAUAGGUAUAUGGGGCACAAAAAGCUUAAGAAGAAAAAGAAAAAGAAGGAUAAGAGACACAAGCAUCAUCACAAAGACAAGAAGAGGAGAAGGGAAGAAUCCAGUCAGGAAUCCGUAGGUGAUGCAGAUGAAAGUUUGGCUGAAGUCCCCAAAAAGAUUCCUAAUCACCAAUUAUUACCACCAAGACCUCCAUCCAGUACAGAGCACAGAGUUGGUGUCACCAAUCAAAUCAGUUCUCUUUCUCCACAUAGAGAACCCAGAACAUGUGUACUUAGAAAAAUUGCUGAACGUACGCCCCUUCAGCGAUUACUAGAACACCUUCUAAGGUCAAUGGAGAAACGUGACCCACAGCAAUUUUUUGCAUGGCCAGUCACGGACAGCAUUGCACCUGGAUACUCUCAGAUCAUUACGAGUCCCAUGGAUUUCAGUACCAUAAAGCAAAAGAUAGAUGAAAACAGCUAUCAGAAUUUAAAUGAAUUUGUAGAUGAUUUUAAACUAAUGUGUGAUAAUGCUACCACAUACAACCAUCCGGACACAAUUUAUUUCAAAGCAGCAAAGAAAUUGUUGCAUGUUGGUUUAAAGAUGGUUACACCUGAGAAACUUAGACAGUUAAGACCUGUUCUGACCUAUAUGCAGGAUAUAUCAAAGGAGGAACUUGGAUUCGAAUUGGGUACCGAAGAUCCAAAUAAUCCAGAUGCUCCGGUAACGGAGGAACAGAUCGAACGAGAACGAGAGCAAGAGGAACGCAAUGAAGAAGCCGAGGAACUGAGGAAAGAGAACCAGAGAAAAAUGAGAUUAGCCAGUUUAGGUAAAUUUGAAGCAAUCCCUGACGACAUGACCCCAGAGGAGAUCUUAAAACAAGCACGCGGAGCUGCAAAGACAGCCUCAGAGAAGUUAUCGCUGAAAAGGCUGAACUCAAAAAUGGGUUUCCUCAGGCAGAAGAAAGAUGGAACCACUAGCUUGCAAAUAAUAGUACCAGGAGAUGGUGUAAUUCCAGGAACCAAUCAAAGGCCGGUAUCGUUAGGUCAGCUCAUUGGUAAACUGAAUCAUGGAACAGGCGCAUUGGCAGGAUUUCGUGAAGAUAGGAGAAACAUGUCUAAGCCAGUGAAACCCUUGUAUUAUGGUGCCUUUGGCUCUUAUGCGCCAAGCUACGAUUCUACCUUUGCUAAUCUAACAAAAGAGGAAACAGACUUGGUGUAUCAGACCUACGGUGAUGAAACGGCCGUACAAUAUGCAGAAUCCAUUUUAGAUUUCGCUAAAGACUGUGAUUAUACACUAACUAUGGUCGAUGAUCUGCUGGAUAUUUUGACGGGCGGCGAUCACAGAAAGACUAAGAAGUUCAUCGAUGAAAAGCGGCGACUUAAGGAAGAGGAGGAAAAGAUAAAGCACUUACUAGAAAAGCCUAUGCAAGACGUAAAUCGUAAUAUUCCAGCGAUGGAUAAUGUGAAAGUUGACAUCGAUCAAUUGAAGACACUCUCAGACUUGGGAAUUGACGUUAACUUCUUAGAAAAUCUGGAGGAGGAAUUGAAAUUCAGCGAGGAACGUGCAGCUCUACAGAGCCGCUUGGACGAUACAUCACAGAUGUUGGGUCGUCUAAAGCAGGCGCAGCAUGAUCGCUUGUCAGCUCCGCCGCCUGCUCAUCUGUCGAAUGUUCCUAAACCUUCGGAGAAUGAAGUGGCACUAGCCGACAAGAUUACAGACAAUCUUACAGAAAUAGCAAAGAAGCUACCUCCCUCGGCUAUUGCUCCCGUUGAUGGUCUGCGCAGAGCCAUGGGGAUAGCGCCGUUAGGUGGACCAGAGCCCAUGGAAGUAGAGCCAAUUACACACAACCCGACAAUUGUUGCGGAGACCAAUUUAUUACCGCAGACGACAAACAGUAAUCCAGUUCCGUCGAAUCUGUUGCCGGCGCCAUCUCCUAUUCCGAAUGCGAAUUUGCUCAGCCCGACUAGCCAACAACCUCAAUCGAUCAGUAUUGUGAAUACUAAUCAACCUCCGAUCCAAAUACAGAUCGGUAUGACGCACAGUCAGACACCGCCGUCUUUAUUGAACACAACGGAGGCGUCUGCGGUUCCUGAUCUAGAGACCGAGCUCCGUGAAUUCUUGGAGAGUGAUCCCACGUUAGGACACUCACCCCUACAUGACGACAAAACACUCGAGGACAUUUUGUCAGAGUCUUAGUGUGUACCCUUCGAGAUUCAUGAUUUUCCGUAAUAUAUCUUCUCCAACAGAUUGUACAUUUUACUACGUAUAAACAAAUAGAUUUAAUGUUGAGCGUACGGUUAAUAAAUAAGGUCGUGUACUUGUAUUGUGUUGUUAUUGAAUCGACACCGCGUUUAUUUUGUAUGAACAUUAUUUAUGAAGUUUCCGUAACAACUGAUAUGUUAUACCAAGCCUGUAAAGUUUACAUGAAUUACACUUGUAACAUUACUCGCUGGAUGUACUCGAUG
Messenger RNA from Dufourea novaeangliae, 2828 nucleotides. RefSeq names its product bromodomain-containing protein 7 (gene Brd7-9). The transcript is spliced from 3 exons. The record is from RefSeq and is a predicted model, not a curated record. Gene Ontology annotation, cellular component: nucleus. Lineage: Eukaryota; Metazoa; Arthropoda; Insecta; Hymenoptera; Halictidae. Gene Ontology annotation, biological process: regulation of transcription by RNA polymerase II. The coding region runs from base 151 to 2559 and encodes 802 amino acids.